Glycine soja is the source of this 645-nucleotide messenger RNA. Its product is annotated as RING-H2 finger protein ATL52-like. Bases 1 to 645 code for a protein of 214 amino acids. The record is from RefSeq and is a predicted model, not a curated record. NCBI's taxonomy places the organism in Eukaryota, Viridiplantae, Streptophyta, Magnoliopsida, Fabales, Fabaceae. The transcript is spliced from 6 exons.
AUGGGUGCUGCAUUAUGUUUGGCAAAUUGCAAGAAAUCUUCAACUCCAUUGUCAUACUCGUCACUUAUGUGUGGUCUUGUCAUCCAACUUCGAUCCAUUUUGGUAGCCCUAUUGAGGAGUUUAUUAAAUGGAAAACUAUUUAUGGAAUGGAUAUGUCCAGCUGUUGCACAAGCCUAUCAUUGUCAUAUCAGUGCACAUGCAACAACUUACAGAGAAGAAUCAGAUAUUUACAAUGACAAUAUUGUCAGGGAAAUCACAGUCGAAGGGGUGGCUUGGAAUAUCAUUCAAAAGCCUCCUGUUCAACAAUUCAAUUCCAGUAAAAUGUUCAAAUUAUACAAUGACUCUUGCUGCUCAAUAUGCUUCCAGGAUUUUGAGGAUGAAGAAUUUGUGAGGACACUUCCAAAAUGUGGCCACUUUUUUCACUUAGUUAAUUUGGGACUCAACUCCAUGGAGAUCUCCAACAUGUGGACGAAUCCGUUUGACGUGUCUCUUAAGCAUGGUGCAGCAGCAACUACAGGGCAAAUCCGCAAAAUGACACAUGCAAAGAAAAACCAUUGGGGUGACACUAGAUAUGAUCUCAGAGCAAUUGGGGCUUCGAUAGGAAAUAUGUAUGUGGGGGUCACCACCACAACAUGGAGUUUGUAA